Messenger RNA from Chondrus crispus (carragheen), 1299 nucleotides. RefSeq lists its product as hypothetical. The record is from RefSeq and is a predicted model, not a curated record. Lineage: Eukaryota; Rhodophyta; Florideophyceae; Gigartinales; Gigartinaceae. Gene Ontology annotation, cellular component: cytoplasm. The transcript is spliced from 3 exons. Bases 1 to 1299 code for a protein of 432 amino acids. Gene Ontology annotation, biological process: protein refolding.
AUGCGGCAGACAAGUUUUUCUUCGCUGAAAUUUUACAACAUCUUUUGCGCUUCAGAUUAUUUCUCCACUUUGAUCAGCUCCCAUCACCUCGCCCGUCCGAACGUCAUCCCUCCUCGCAGUCGCUGCAAAGAUUGCGCUGAGGAGUUAGAAUUGCUCCUACGGCCACCUCCCCGAGCCACAAAGUCCCCGUCUCUUGCAUCCACAUCCGUCUUCCAAAUGUCGAUGCUAACAUUUGUCUCCCCAUGUGUCCCUCGUCAUUCCCUCUGUCGGAACCGCAACAGUCUCCGCUCCGUCCACCCACGACGCCGUCGCGUUUGGCGAGCCGCUCUGUCCUCUGACUUUUACGAAAUCCUGGGCAUCGAUCGCAACGCAAACAACUCGACCAUCAAGCGCGCCUAUCGUCGUGCCGCCCUCAAAAACCAUCCCGACGUGAGCAAGGCCCCCGAUGCGAAAGAACGUUUCAUGCGCGUGCAAGAAGCCUAUUCCGUCCUUUCCGACUCCUCAACGCGAGCAUCCUACGAUCGACGUUCGCAAUCUGGCUACUCGUCCUCGUCAAGCUCGGCAUGGCCAGGGGGCUCUGCGGGCCCCAAUUUUGACCCGACCGAGUUUGCAAAGAAAUGGAGGGAGCAAAACCCCAUGCCGAAGGACCUAAACGACAGCUUCGGAAGCAUUUUUAGCGAUUUGUUCUCUGGGGUUGCUGGGGCGGCAUCAGGAGCGACCCGCCCAGGGAUCAUGGACGAUUUUGUUGACUUUUUGGAGAAUCAGGUCGAUGGCUUUGGCGUCGAUUCGUCGGGGUAUGCGUCGGACGACGAGGAUGAUGGUCUGAGCGAUAUUUUGAAGAGUUCGGAUGUCGAUGUGCUGCAGGCAGAGAUAGACGAUGCGCACUUCGUGUUGCAGCAACUCGAAACAAGGCAGAGCAAACUGGAUGAGGAAGCUGCUUCUCUGCAGAAGCGAGCCGAUGAAUGGCGUGUUCGUGCCAACAGAGCAGAGGGGUCUAUGGAUUACACCACUAGGGAUACAGCUAAGGAGCGUGCCAGUGACCUGAAAGCGGAAGCGAAACGAUUCAGCAGUAGGUCUCGCAAGACACUGAGUCACAUAAAAAAGCAACGCGAUCGACUCAAGAAGAUUGAAAAACGGCUCGAGAAAGUAAACAGCCAAAAGAAGAGAGAGGAACCAAGUAAACCGCGGGCGUCUGUAGACACCCAAGAGACUCAAAGAGACGCAAUUGACGACGAGUUACUAUCGUCUAUUCCCGAUUCCCGUGCAGAGGGAGAGGAUAUACAAUCGAGGUACGUGUGA